AUGGCCACCGCUCAGCUCCUCUCUUCCCACCUUCAUCCUCAGAUUACUCCGCCGCUACCAUCCAAACUUAUCACCAACAGAUUUUGGAAUUGCAACACCGAUUCAACCAAUAAUCAAACUCCUCAUUUUCUCAAAAUGCAAUUCCAACCAAAUUCAACUCCAACUCCUAUCUCUGAAUCUCAACACAACAAAAUUCCACAUCUACUCACUGUUGCCGGUUCCGAUUCCGGUUCCGGUGCUGGAAUCCAAGCUGAUCUCAAAACCUGUGCUGCUCGUAGGGUUUACUGUUCCACUGUUAUUACUGCUGUUACUGCACAGAACACUCUCGGAGUUCAGGGUGUUCACAUGGUGCCUGAAGAUUUUGUUGCACAACAGUUAAAUUCUGUGCUAUCUGAUAUGAAUGUUGAUGUGGUCAAAACAGGCAUGCUACCCUCUCUUAGUGUGGUGAAGGUCCUCUGUCAGAGUCUUAGGAAGUUUCCUGUCAAAGCUCUUGUGGUUGAUCCUGUAAUGGUAUCUACUAGUGGAGACAUACUUGCCGGUCCUUCUGUUCUCGCUGGAUUUCGGGAGGAGCUGCUUCCCAUGGCUGAUAUUGUAACUCCAAAUGUUAAAGAGGCGUCAGCUUUACUUGGUGAUGUGCCAAUGAAGUCGGUUUCUGACAUGCGUACUGCUGCAAAAUUGUUACAUGAUUUGGGUCCUAGGAAUGUACUUGUCAAAGGUGGUGAUCUCCCUAAUUCUUCGGAUGCUAUUGAUGUAUUUUUUGAUGGUCAGGAAUUCUAUGAGCUUUCUUCACCACGUGUAAAUACUCGCAAUACUCAUGGCACUGGUUGUACUUUGGCAUCAUGCAUAGCAGCAGAGCUGGCAAAAGGUUCAUCAAUGCUUUCAGCGGUUAAGAUAGCUAAACGUUUUGUUGAGUCUGCAUUGGAUUACAGCCGAGAUUUGGUCAUAGGAAAUGGAGCCCAAGGUCCUUUUGACCAUUUUUUGGCAUUUAAGAAUAUCAGUCAGAGCUCUUGUAGGCAGGAUAGGUUCAAUCCUAAUGACUUAUUUCUAUACGCUGUAACGGAUUCUCGCAUGAAUAGUAAGUGGGGCCGUUCUAUUACUGAAGCAGUUAAGGCGGCUGUAGAAGGGGGUGCUACCAUUGUCCAAUUAAGGGAAAAGGAUGUUGAGACACGGGACUUUGUUGAUGCUGCCAAAGUAUGCCUUGAAAUAUGUCGUUCGUAUGGAGUACCUCUGCUUAUAAACGACCGUAUAGAUGUGGCCCUUGCUUGUGAUGCAGAUGGUGUUCAUAUUGGUCAGUCUGACAUGUCUGCACGUCUUGCUAGAACUCUCCUUGGUCCUGAAAAGAUAAUUGGAGUAUCAUGCAAGACACAAGAACAGGCACAUCAAGCAUGGAUAGAUGAUGCUGAUUACAUUGGCAGUGGUGGUGUCUAUCCGACUAACACAAAGGCAAACAAUCGUACUAUAGGCUUAGACGGGUUGAGAGAGGUGUGCAAGGCCUCUAAACUGCCCGUUGUUGCAAUUGGUGGCAUUGGUAUGUCAAAUGCAGGUGAUGUAAUGAAGCUUGGGGUACCAAGUCUCAAAGGGGUUGCUGUUGUGUCUGCUCUAUUUGAUAGGGAAUGCAUUUUGACCGAAACAAGAAACUUGCAUGCCGUAAUUAGUGAGGCAGCAUUGUUGCCACAAUGA
Messenger RNA from Vicia faba (fava bean), 1680 nucleotides. Lineage: Eukaryota; Viridiplantae; Streptophyta; Magnoliopsida; Fabales; Fabaceae. The record is from the annotation of a GenBank genome assembly.